Molecule: messenger RNA, 574 nt
Organism: Capsella rubella
Lineage: Eukaryota; Viridiplantae; Streptophyta; Magnoliopsida; Brassicales; Brassicaceae
Product: cytochrome c oxidase copper chaperone 2
Exons: 2
Coding region: 163-381 (72 amino acids)
Cellular component (GO): mitochondrial intermembrane space
Molecular function (GO): copper chaperone activity; copper ion binding
Source: RefSeq, a predicted model, not a curated record
AUCUUUUUCUCAAUCGUAUGAUUAUGCGGAUGGAUUUAUCAGUUUUGUUUUUUUUUGCUUCUUCUGAAUUGUAUGUUGAUUCUUUCUUUGAUUACCUAAUUUGUUUGCUUGAUUGGUUGUUCAAUCGGAUUGGAGUGUUGCUUAAUCGGCUUAUGACAUGAGAUGAGUGGUUCACAAGCACAAGACAGUGCAUGUUCCUUGGACAAGCCAGACAAAGAUGUGGUUGCCACGGAGACAAAACCAAAGAAGAGGAUAUGUUGUGCUUGUCCCGAUACUAAGAAGCUAAGAGAUGAGUGCAUUGUCGAACACGGCGAAUCCGCUUGCACGAAAUGGAUCGAAGCUCAUCGUUUGUGUCUUCGAUCAGAGGGUUUUAAAGUUUGAGAGUGUGUGAAAGAACUAAAGAUUGAUAGUAGCAUAAGAUUGCUGAUUUGUUUUUCUGAAUUUACACAACCAUCAUUAUGUAAUAAACAGAGCAACCAAAAAGGCCACAUUGGUCUAAAACACACUAGAAACUCAAAUUAUAUUUCAUUGUACUGAUUUUUGAUAUAUUCAACUUUUCUGUUUUUAUCUCAAA